Salarias fasciatus (jewelled blenny) is the source of this 2265-nucleotide messenger RNA. RefSeq names its product ceramide kinase. Bases 170 to 1930 code for a protein of 586 amino acids. Gene Ontology annotation, biological process: ceramide metabolic process; phosphorylation. The record is from RefSeq and is a predicted model, not a curated record. Lineage: Eukaryota; Metazoa; Chordata; Actinopteri; Blenniiformes; Blenniidae. The transcript has 13 exons. Gene Ontology annotation, molecular function: ceramide kinase activity.
AACACUUCAUGGUGAUAUGGCAUGAAAGUGUCUCCAAAACAAGGUCAUUCUGAGGAGGGUGACACCUGAGCGAUAAGGACUGAUGUGAGAUCGUAAUCCCGCGACUGUUCCUCGAAGAUGUGAGAGUUUUCUCCAGAUUAAAAUGUGAGCAGAGAGAGCGUCGUUCCAGAUGGAGACUGACCUGUGUUUGGAGUCCAGCCUGUGGGUCGGGAAUAAAAGACACCGGGCGGUCCUGACGGGCUGGCACUUCAAGUGGACUGAGGUAGAUAAGAAGAACAGAGAUAAGAAAACAGUUUCAGUUCCUGUGUCGGAGGUGGUUGGCGUUGAGGAGGGCAGAGUGGAAAUCCUGCCACGGAAGUCAGCCGAGGACACAGAUAAAGACUUCACAGUUUUCUAUGUGAAGCGCAGCAGCAGCGGCGGCUCCUACGGGCUGCUGUGGCGACUGGGCCGGAUCCAGUUCAGCUGUCCCAGCCGGGCGCUCCGGGACCAGUGGACCAAGCAGCUCCGGACGGCUCUCAAAACUCACAGUCCCCUUCGUCCGCACAAGCUGCUGGUGUUCAUCAACCCGUUCGGAGGGAAAGGAAAAGGAAGACAGAUCUAUCACUCCCUGGUCGCCCCUCUCUUUGAGCUGGCUGGUAUCAGCUGUCAUGUAAUAGUGACUGAGCGAGCGAACCAGGCCAGAGAUCACCUCCUGAAGAAAGACCUGGCCGGCUUUGACGGUGUGGUGUGUGUGGGCGGGGAUGGCAUGUUCAGCGAGCUGCUCCACGGUUUGAUUGGGCGCACUCAGCAAGAGGCCGGCCUCUGUGAGAACGAUCCCGCCGUCACCCUGCAGCCUUGCCCUCUUCACAUUGGCAUCAUCCCAGCAGGCUCUACAGACUGUGUAUGUUAUGCCACAGUGGGUGUGGUCGACCCCGUGACCUCAGCUUUGCACAUCAUCAUUGGAGACUCCCAGCCUCUGGACGUGUGCUCGGUUCAUCACGCCUCGGCUCUGGUGCGGUACUCGGUGUCUAUGGUGGGUUAUGGAUUCUACGGCGACGUUCUGGCCGAGAGCGAGAAGCACCGCUGGAUGGGACCUCUCAGAUAUGACUAUUCAGGCACAGUGGUGUAUCUGAGCAACAGGAGCUACGCCGGCAUUGUUGAAUAUCUACCAGCAGACCCGCUGUUCUCCAGUCCCAGAGAUAAAACCCGCUGUCUCUCAGGGUGCAGUGUGUGCUCCAGAAGCACGGAGAGACUUUUCCCUCAGUCUUCAGAGUCAGGCUCCCUGUACAGCUCCCACUUCAGUCAGCUCAGUGCCGACUCUGAAGGUGAGUGGGUGAGCGUGGAGGGGAGGUUCCGGUGUGUGUCCCUCACCUGCAUGUCCAGCUCGUGUGCCAGGAGUCCUCUGGGUCUCUCCCCCUCCGCUCACCUGGCAGACGGCACUGGAGAUCUCAUCUUGGUGUGGGACACUCACCCUCUCGCCUUCCUCAAGUUCCUCCACCGACACACAAGCACACAGGAUCAGUUUGACCUGCCGUUUGUGGAGGUCCACCGUGUGAAGGCGGUCCGGUUCUCUCUGCCCAAAAACAGAGAUGAAGAAGGACAGGAAGAAGCGCGAGGGGCGAGUGUGGGGACGGACGAAGAGGAGAGAGGUUAUGUCGACGCUAUAGGCAGGGUCGAUUCCCAGCAGCAUCUGGCCGACGGCACGGCGGGACGGGAUCAGACCGGCAAGCAGAAGACUGCGGCCCCCUUCCUGUGUGGGCUGUGCUGCAGGAAGCCUCCUUCAGAGUCUGUGUGGAACUGCGAUGGAGAGAUUCUGCCGUUCACUGAAAUCCUCUGCAGGAUCCACGGCCAGCUGGUGCGUCUCUAUGCCCGGGGCAUCGAGGACGGAGCGGCCAUCGACAGCUGCAGUCAGGAAAUCGACGAGUCCACAGCCCGAUGCAGUCGAUACUGAGGCUCCUCUUCACAUGUGGAGGACUGGAGUGUGUGAAGCAGCGUGAGAUUCAUCCGUAAAGAAGCCUUACAUGCAAUAAUGGCCAAAGAUUUCACAUAUUUUCAUACAUGUUCUCAUCCUAAUAACUGUUAUAUAUUUAUUUAUCAUUGUCUGUUUAUUGAAUGUGAGGAAAUUCAUCUUGAAUUUUUUUUUUUUUUUAAAUAUAAUGUGUCUGCAGUUUAUGUUCCAGUUUUAUCUGAAAAACUCUUUCAUCAAAUAAAAACAAUGACAAUCUUUCAACUUAUCAUCAUGUUUGCAGCUGUUUUCUGUAACACUAAAUAAAUGCUUCCAUUUCC